Electrophorus electricus (electric eel) is the source of this 1026-nucleotide messenger RNA. RefSeq names its product regulator of G protein signaling 16 (gene rgs16). Lineage: Eukaryota; Metazoa; Chordata; Actinopteri; Gymnotiformes; Gymnotidae. The record is from RefSeq and is a predicted model, not a curated record.
CCACAGGCAACUCCAAUAAGUGGAUAUUUGUUUUUUCAUGGGGCACACAAUGUGCAGAAAACUAGCAGUGCUGCCAAAUGCUUGCCUGGAAAGGGCUAAAGAAUUAAAAGCAUGUGUAGGCAGCUUCCUGCAGAAGCAGGACUGGAGAUGGCUGUGCUGUGCUUACAAACUGAGGAAGCCAAGAUACAGACUCACAUUGGAGGAAUGUCUAAGGUGGAAAGAAUCUUUUGAAAAGCUACUGUCUAGCCAAUAUGGACUAUAUGCUUUUAGAGCUUUUCUAAUGUCUGAAUUCAGUGAGGAGAACAUUGCCUUUUACCUGGCCUGCGAGGACUACAGAAACACAAAGUGCAUAGCCAAGCUUUCAGCCAAAGCCCAGAGGAUUUACAAUGAGUUUAUUGGAAGAGAAGCACCAAGAGAGGUUAACAUCGACCCAUGAGACACGAGACAUACCCAGAUCAAUGUGAAAAGCCCCACACCAAAAUGUUUUGAUUUAGCCCAGUAUCGGAUCUAUAUCCUCAUGGAGAAAGACUGCUAUCCUCGAUUCCUCCGUUCCACCACAUACCGUGAUUUGCUUAGCCAGCUGACCAAAAUGAGCUCCAAAGCAGGAAAAUAAAAGGAGCUCACCUACUGGUAUUGGAAAAUAACCAUAAAGGGCAAGAAAUGAAGUUACCAUUGGGGUAUCUCUGUUGAAGAAAAGGCCCAGGUGCUGAAUGGAAGGAAAUUGGCACCCAUACAACUGCUAACCCAUGAGGGCAGGCAGAUAAUAUUAGAUAAAGACCCAACAGUAGCAGUGGGGAGUGGGAGAAGACUACUGUGUCCUUUUGAUGGAAUCAAUAGAUAGAGUAGUGUGAACUAUGAAGAGGACUGUAUGACACACUGGCACCAACAAAGAUAUGCUCCUGGGAAAAUUCCAUAAUUUUAAUAUACAAACAAGAUAUUUAAACAUUUUGUACAAGUCCGGGAAUUUUGAUAGAGAAAUCUAAAAAUUGAAUGGGUAUUUAUUUAUUGAUUUAUUUAUUUAUAUAU